Messenger RNA from Lachancea nothofagi CBS 11611, 2076 nucleotides. The record is from the annotation of a GenBank genome assembly. Lineage: Eukaryota; Fungi; Ascomycota; Saccharomycetes; Saccharomycetales; Saccharomycetaceae.
AUGUCUCAGGCAUCAAUCCCAGAGGUUCAAGAAGAUGGUAUCGGGAUGGCCCUCGAAGAACGUAAGGCCAAGUUUUUCCAAUUUCAAGAUUUGGGCCCCCCUGAUCUAAUCUCAAUCGUCAAAUACUCCCCCUCGUCGUCGAAUUCCAACUCACAAAGCUCCAAAAGUCGAUCAAUGCAAUUGGAACCAAGUUCCUCCAAUAUCAAUACUCAUGAUUUACACUCAAAGGACAAGCUUAAAGGUGAAAUCGGGACUUUCCUGUACUGUGUUGGUGUGGAUACCUCUGAUCCUACGUCAAUUGCGGUUUCCUUGAAGAACUUGGCAGAUUUGAUUUCUGAAAAGCCUCAAAACUGGUUUGGGAAGCAGAAACAUUACAAAGUAGCGCGUAUUACUUAUGCCACAUGGAAUGCGUUCCGCAAAUGUGAUGUCGAAGUAGUGGUUCAUAUUCCAGGAGCGGUACAAUCUUAUAUUUUGGAUGCUCGCGGGGAGAUUCUCCAAGUCCCACAGCAAGACCGUGAAGUGCUCUGGGCCGAGACUUUUGUAUGUGGUGUGGUUCGUGCAAUUACUGUGAUGUCCGAUAAUGCUGACGAAGGUGAGGUUAAUAAUGUGGUUGAAACGCGAAUUUUGAAUCCAUUGACAUCCGGAGAGCUGGGCGAUGUGUCAGAUCGAUUCAUUGACGUUUUUCCUAUAGUAUACGCUCAAGGUUCAAAGCUGGGUGCUCCCUGUGAUGUAGCCUCACCAUCUCGCACCAACAAUUACUUGUGCGAAACGUUAUUGCAUGUUACCAAACUUACAAAAAACUUUGAUAGAUGUCGAGAGAUGCUUGUGGCGUUGAUGGAAAAACAUCCAGAGUGCAUCGUGCUAUUAGCUAAAGUACUAUUGGAUGCUGAUCUCAAAAUUGAUGCAAUCGCUUUGCUGCACAAAGAGUUGCGCGAGCAAGGGACAUCCGUAAAGGAGUACCGCUCGGAAUUGCUGUGCAUUCAGGCCAAAUUCUUGCUCGAGGAAAAAAAGGAUUUUUCUGCUGCUCAAAAGCUGUCGCAGGCAGCUGCAGAUUGCGCACCCAGUGAAUUCAGACCUUGGCAUCUCUUAGUGAGAUCAUACAUUGGCCUAAACGAUAUUGAAAAUGCUCUCCUGGCAUUGAAUGGGUGUCCAGUAACACCGCAUCGAGAAUCAUAUGGUUUCAAACGCGUGGUGAGCCUGGGUCAAGACUCGUCCAAUUUACAUUUACCAUUGCCUAUAGACGUUAUUUUGGAGGACGUUACCAGUUUGAGCUCGACAGAUGUUACCAGUGAGCACAAGGCCUUAAACUCUUCGCUCUUGAACCUACCCGCAGCUACGUUGAAAGCUAAUUCUAGGACUAGAUACAAAUAUCUUACCGAGAUUGCGCUGAAAACAGGAUGGGAGGCUUUACUAAAGUACAGAUCAAAGCUGUUUGUGAUGGAGGAAGAAUAUCUGGUUUCGGCUACCCCACCUGCCGAAUCUGACUCCGGGUCCCAAGACACAAUCCGUAGCAAGAGGUUGUGCGAACGUUGGCUCGACAGUUUGUUUAUGGUACUUUACGAAGAUCUCAAGACAUAUACCUUAUGGCAGGCCGAGCAACUACACUUCGAAGCGCAAAAUACUCGGUAUCAAAAAUCAACGGCGGAAUGGGAAUUACUGGGACUAUGCGCACUGCGUUUGGGUCAUAUCGACGAGGCCGCUCGAGCUUUCCAGAUCGGAUUGGAGCAACGUUUCUCUGCGGAAUCUUGUCGACGCUUGCUGCAAAUAAGUCUUCUAGAACACAGCAAAGUGAAAACGGAUCGAGAUGCGUCCUCAUCACAGACCAUGGCUGCAGUUUUGGAGGUGGACAAUAAACUCAUCGACUUGUGCGUGAAGCUCUGCUGCUGGAAUCACCGCUGGUACUGUGAGUUUUCUGUGCUGCAGCUUGAAACACUUGGGCAUGUUGUCCAUGAUAUCGGAAUCAUCAAACUAUCCAACGAAAUUCGUGCGCGAUUCCCAGAGUCAGUUAUGCAGCUGGUUCAAGAUAACCUCCUCGACUUUUUCGCCAACUACACGCAUGACGGCUAUGACAAGUAA